This is a messenger RNA of Ylistrum balloti, 1411 nucleotides long. Its product is annotated as THO complex subunit 1-like. Gene Ontology annotation, biological process: TRAIL-activated apoptotic signaling pathway; positive regulation of extrinsic apoptotic signaling pathway. The record is from RefSeq and is a predicted model, not a curated record. Lineage: Eukaryota; Metazoa; Mollusca; Bivalvia; Pectinida; Pectinidae. The transcript has 8 exons. The coding region runs from base 16 to 936 and encodes 306 amino acids. Gene Ontology annotation, cellular component: cytoplasm; CD95 death-inducing signaling complex. Gene Ontology annotation, molecular function: death receptor binding; caspase binding.
CAUUAACUUGAGAGGAUGGGUUCUUACGCAAGUCAAUUCAUGGCCCCUGUUGGGGACGAGGUAUCUCAACACACACAUCCUAGCAAGGCGAACUGGAUCACUGUACAUGCCAUCGCUUCUGAGUUGAGUAUAGCUGAGACAGAGCGUUUGUGGCUGCGGUUCCAGCAACUGGGAUGUAACAAAGAUGGCGUCAUAACAGAAGAUUUGGCAACGAAAAUGUCAAUUUCAAAUGAUGCCUUUUCAAGAAAUUUAAUGAAAAAAUUCACUCUGAACCAAACGAAGGACAUCACAUUUGAGAACUUCCUUCGAGGAUUGAAGUGGUGUGAGAUAGCAGAACCGACUGACAAACUCAGGGGAAUUUUCAGGCUGUUGAACAAUGGAAACCCUGUUCCGAAAACAACAUUUGUAAAGAUCUUAGAACGUGUCUACACCAACCCAAGUGAUAAAAAGGAUGUACAAAGAGUUGCAGAGAUAGUGUAUAAACAUAUAGACAAGAAAAAUACAGGUCUGAUGAAUGAAGACCAGUUCGUGACAGGUGUCAGGAGUGUUAUUCCAGGAGAAACGCUAGAGGAUAUUCUGAAUUUCGAGGUCCUUCCUACCUAUAUGAAAGAACGCCUUCAUAGUCAACUUCCGGAGUUUAACAGUGAGGGGCCAACCCCCGACCCUGGAGGCAGACAAAUUCCCUCAGAUGCAUCUCUCCGACAGGUCGCAGAAAAAAUCUACAGACGUGAUUGGUUAAGGACAGCCAAUAAACUUGGACUUACCAAUGAGGAAGUGAGCGAUAUCAAAGCAAACAUAUCCGACUCUAAAAAUCAGGCUUACACCAUGCUGAAGACCUGGAAGGACCGAGAGGCUGCACAAGCCUAUACAAGUGUGCUGGAGUCUGCUCUUAAGGAAUCAGGAAUGACGGACGCAGCUUACGCCCUCAUGCUAUAAAUUCACUUUUUCACAACAACAUUAACUAGAACACAACUACUUCACUAAAUGAUAUGGUGGACUUGAACAGGACAGAGGCUACAUGAACCCUGCUGCUAAAAUUCUACAUUCUCACCACAAUACAAACUAGGACAUAGCUGCUAUAUGAUCUAGUGGACUCAAACAUGACACAGGCUACAUGAACCCUAAUGUUAAAAUUCCACCUUCUCACGAUGAUACUAACUAGAGCAUGGCUACUUCAUUGAAUGAUCUGAUGGACAGAGACUGUGUACACCCAAAUGCUAUUGUUCACUUUCUGAUACAUAUGUACAUGAACCAUUAUAAGGACAGAGCUGUCCAAUGAACUUCUGUAUGAUAUGUCUUGAUGUACAGAUCCAUCUUCGUCAAUAUUUAGACGCGAAUAACUCUCUGCAUAUUCUGAAGUUCUUUGGAGUAGAGGAGGCAUCGUUUAUUUGAAUGCACUACUAUACCUUCU